UAAGAGUUACUGUAUGAUAAUUGAUCACGUCAUUCUAUAUGAAUUUAUUGCCUCGUUCAGUUAGGAUUUGAUGUUUUGUAGCGUUGUUAUGAGGUCAUGAAGCCUGUCAGGCCAGGUAUUUGUGCAACGUGUGCGUGUUGAAAGGUUGACACCCCACAUUGAUAGCUUUAGUUGAGGCUCGAGCGAGGAAGCCGUAAAGCAACAACAUCCCAACCGCAACAGCGACGGUAGAGGACAUGAUAACCGUGGAGCGGGCCUUUAUUUCCAUUCCGCAGCGCCUACGCCGAGCUCAUUGAGUCGGUAUCCAGCGUCCCGACAUGGGGAAGGAGGUAAACGGCGUUUCGCGGAGCCGCUUUGAGAUGUUCACAAAUAGUGACGAGGCGGUCAUCAAUAAGAAGUUGCCUAAAGAGCUGCUGCUACGAAUCUUUUCCUUUCUGGAUGUGGUGACACUGUGUCGAUGUGCCCAGGUCUCACGGUCCUGGAAUGUCUUGGCCUUGGAUGGCAGCAACUGGCAGCGAAUUGACCUCUUUGAUUUUCAGAGGGACAUUGAGGGCCGGGUGGUGGAAAACAUUUCCAAGCGAUGUGGAGGCUUUCUUAGAAAACUCAGCUUAAGGGGUUGCCUGGGUGUCGGUGACACUGCCUUAAGGACUUUUGCACAGAACUGCAGGAAUAUUGAGCUACUUAGUUUGAAUGGAUGCACCAAGAUAACUGACAGCACUUGUAAUAGUCUCAGUAAGUUCUGUCCAAAGUUGAAGCACCUAGACCUUGCAUCCUGUACCUCAAUCACCAACCUGUCUCUUAAAGCUCUCAGUGAGGGUUGUCCUUUGCUAGAGCAGCUGAACAUCUCCUGGUGUGAUCAGGUCACAAAAGAUGGCAUCCAAGCUCUGGUGCGCUCCUGUCCUGGACUCAAAGGCCUUUUUCUUAAGGGCUGCACACAGCUAGAAGACGAGGCUCUGAAGCAUAUCGGGGCGCACUGUCCGGAGCUGGUUACCCUCAACCUGCAGACCUGCUCACAGAUCACAGAUGAGGGCCUCAUAACUAUCUGUCGAGGUUGUCACCGUCUGCAGUCUCUCUGUGUGUCGGGUUGUGCCAACAUUACAGACGCCAUCUUACACGCACUCGGACAAAACUGCCCGCGUCUCAGAAUAUUAGAAGUGGCUCGCUGCUCUCAGCUUACAGACGUGGGCUUUACUACAUUAGCAAGGAAUUGCCAUGAACUUGAGAAGAUGGAUUUAGAAGAGUGUGUACAGAUCACAGAUGGAACUUUAAUCCAGCUGUCCAUUCACUGCCCUCGCCUGCAAGUCCUGAGUCUGUCUCAUUGUGAGCUGAUCACAGACGAUGGCAUCAGACACCUGGGCAGCGGCCCCUGCGCUCACGACCGCCUGGAGGUGAUCGAGCUGGACAACUGCCCCCUCAUCACAGACGCCUCGCUGGAGCACCUGAAAAGCUGCCACAGUCUGGAUCGCAUUGAGCUUUAUGACUGCCAACAGAUAACCCGUGCUGGCAUCAAAAGACUACGGACUCAUCUGCCUAACAUCAAAGUGCACGCAUACUUCGCUCCUGUCACUCCACCCCCCUCCGUCGGGGGCAGCCGUCAGAGGUUUUGCCGCUGCUGCAUUCUGCUAUGAUGCAAAGACAACCCUCCCCCCUCCCCCUCCCCAGUGUCAACUCCCCAAACACAUUGCCACACCUUCUCAUCUUCUGUCAAAAGCAAAAGCAUACAAAAAUCUUCAUGCUGGUGUGCCCCGCUCUGCUUUCUUCUUGUUGGAGCUUCAGAGAAAGGGAGAGAACCAAAUCGAAUGAUGGAGAUCAGGAUUCUGGAUAUCCAUCCUGGGAAAAAAAAAAGGUUUUGACCCCCCCACCCCCCAAACCAUACAUGGAAAUGAACUGUGUCGUCUUCAUCGGGCACAUCAGUAUUAUAAAGAGGGGCUCUGUGCAUAGCAGCUGUGCUCAUCAGUGCUAUAAGAUUUCACCUAAAUGAAGUAUGGACGCAUCCCCCUCCCCCAUUAAACUCUGAAUUUCCCUCGGUUCUGAAGGUCACUCAAAAGCUACCUCUAAACAGGAACUGCACUUGAGUAAGACCAGUGUUUGCUGAUUAUUUCAAAGAAUAAAAGCGGCAGCGACGAAGCCCGAAAACUGCCAGCAGCUCCGACAAAGAAAAGCAAAUAAAGCAAUUAGAACUCGCAGCUAUUUGCACUUACAGUGAAAAAGAAAACGAUGAUCAGACACUUUACUAACAUCACACACUGGCGCUCACAGCUGUCGUCCUCUCACCUCUAUCCGUUACAAUCAGACGCUUUAAGAUACUGAAGAGAAUGGAAGAAAAAAAUUCAAAUAUUUUUCUAAAACUCAAGACUCACAAGUGGGGACUUAAGAAGAUGCCAAAUCUUGCAUGUAACUCCUCUAGUCUUUUUUUUUUUUCUUUUGUUUUUUUUUUAAUUAAGAAGACAAACGAGUGUAAAUAUUUAAAGGAUUUAGAGGCGAAGCCAGCAAACAGAAGCAGGACCGUGACCUAAGAUUGGGGGCAGUGAUUUCUAAUCAGAGGAAGAUCCGGCAAAGUUCGAACAUGCUCGUUUACAUACUGAUUAGCUGGAGAGUCUGAGCCAGCUGUGUUUUGAGGCGAACUGAUGGUGGCCUGUUACAGCUUAUGACGACAACAGAAAUAAAAAACGUUUUCUUUCCCUAAGAGGUAGAACUGGUGGAAAGAAAAAUCCGGCAUCACUACAGGAAUACGAGCUGUCGAAGAACAAUGGAAAGAUAAAGCCAACUUUAGGAAGGAAAAAAAAAAAACGGUGUUGGAUCGUCUUCUUUCCGUUAGUUUGAUUUCAUUGAGUUGCUUUUUUUUUUUUUCGUGUGGAGGACAAAGGACAUGCUUGAGGUCUAGAUCUGCAUCUCCUCCACUCCUAAGAGGCCUUGCAGGAGCACCUCUAUCUGUCUGAGACCAUUGACCCUGCAGUCGCUUAAAGAGGAAGCUGACUGAAUCUGAGGAGCGCACUAUCUUGGCCUGCAGAGGAGGAGCUUCUACAGGACAUCAGCUCCUGACCUUUUGAAGUAUUGAAGCCUUUUCUUAUGAAUUGCUCUGUCCUGCUUUCACAUCUGCUUCUUCCUAUUUCUCCAUAUAAAUGUUAUUUUUUUUUCUCUCCUUGCUGUAAUUUCUUCUGAGUCUUUCGUUCUUGUUUUGCUGUGGUUUGAGUUCUGUCUCCGUUGUGUUUGAGGUCGUAAGUCCAAGUCUUUGUGGAAAGAGCUUAAGCCCCAUUUUUCAAUCCUAGUUUUCAUCUGAUGGAGUUUAUUUCAUUAAGUUUGUUACUAAAUGUGUAGCAUUUGUCCGUGGGAAGUGUUGGCAUCAGUGCAAUUGUCCUUUUUUUCUAACUACAUAAAAUAUGUGGCGAUUUCUAGUUGAAUGUUUUAAUCAAGGAGAGGGAUAUUAUUUAAAAUUACCCCACCAACAUGCUUUUUUUUAUUUUGCCUUGUUUUCAGGAAAAGAAAAACUUUAUUCAAUGUCCUCACCCUAUUUGCUUCAAACUAAGGGGCAAAUACGAGCACUGAGCAAUAUUUUAACAUGCAUUGAAACAAAUUGGCAUCAGGUAAUCCAAAUCAUGAUUCUAUUCAGCUUGAAUUUAGUCAAAAGAGGGCUUUAUGAGAGGAUUUCUAUAGAGGCGAGU
Messenger RNA from Cyprinodon variegatus (sheepshead minnow), 3662 nucleotides. It is a transcript of the gene fbxl20, whose product is annotated as F-box/LRR-repeat protein 20. Bases 318 to 1628 code for a protein of 436 amino acids. The transcript has 16 exons. Gene Ontology annotation, biological process: SCF-dependent proteasomal ubiquitin-dependent protein catabolic process. Lineage: Eukaryota; Metazoa; Chordata; Actinopteri; Cyprinodontiformes; Cyprinodontidae. Gene Ontology annotation, molecular function: protein binding. The record is from RefSeq and is a predicted model, not a curated record. Gene Ontology annotation, cellular component: SCF ubiquitin ligase complex.